Messenger RNA from Nothobranchius furzeri (turquoise killifish), 1890 nucleotides. It is a transcript of the gene rnf168, whose product is annotated as ring finger protein 168. Lineage: Eukaryota; Metazoa; Chordata; Actinopteri; Cyprinodontiformes; Nothobranchiidae. The record is from RefSeq and is a predicted model, not a curated record. Gene Ontology annotation, molecular function: metal ion binding; ubiquitin-protein transferase activity; nucleosome binding. Gene Ontology annotation, biological process: double-strand break repair. Gene Ontology annotation, cellular component: site of double-strand break; nucleus.
AUGAGUCGUUUAUUGUUGCUCUGCUAACCGCCAGAAGACGCAGAAGCGCCUGCGCACUACUUUGGGACGGCGACUCCCACCCGCUUCCACAGAUAAACAUAAGUUGUCCUCCGGUUACCGGGAGUUUUGCGGCGAGGCUCGUGAUUUUCCGUGAUUCGGAUGUAAAAAUGAGGCAGAGUAGAUUGGUAUCCUGUGACCGUUAACGACUUUACUUCUUCCAAAAUCGAGUUUUACUCACCAGCCGACAGUUAGCUGGAAGCUAACCUUAGAAUCAGCCGGAGCUGCUUGGGAGGUGAAAAAGAUGCCCAAGGUCUCAGACGUGAGAGUGAGCGGAGAUGGCAGGAGAGACUCUGUGCUGACUCGGGAAGACUGUCUCUGUCCUGUCUGUCUGGAGAUCUUUAUCGAACCUGUUACGCUGCCCUGCACACACACAUUCUGCAAGAGUUGUUUCCUGGAGUCUGUGGACAAGUCUACUCUGUGCUGUCCACUCUGCAGAAAGCGGGUCUCCAACUGGGUACGACUGAACAGUAAGAACAACACGCUAGUGGACCAGAAACUGUGGAACCGGAUCCAGACCUGCUUUCCUCUGCAGUGUCAGCGCCGUCUAAGUGGCCAGGACACAGAGGAGGACUACCUGGGCCUGGUGGGGGUUCCAAGAGUCAGCCUCCCUGGAGAGCUGCGGCAGGAGUAUGAAGACCAGGUGACCAAACUGAUGGAGGAGCGAAGGGCGCAGGAUGAAGAGGAGAGGAGGGCCAGCGAGGAGCUGAUCCAGAUGAUGCUGGCUGAGGAAGAGGAGCAGCUGGAGGAGGAGAGGAAGAGGAAGGAUGAUGAUGAGCAGCUGGCCAGACUGCUCAGCUCCCAGCUGAACUCGCAAGAAAAGCUUUGUGUUCCUGUAGUCACUCCGCCCAAGAAGGAGGUGCGUGUGGGAAACAUGGACAGGUUCCUGUGUCCUCGUGUGACUCAGCCAAGCUCAGCCUCCAGUUUUCUCUCCAACAAGGAGAACAUCGUCUUCCUGGAGGCACAGCUUCAUGUGGAGCGGCCCCUCCCACAGACAGACGGCAGUCAGCUGAUCAGACCGGCAUCAGCGAAGCGGAAGAGCUCUGAAAUGGAGACCGCUGAAGAAGAGGUGACCAUCAAACGAGUUCCAGUGUUGUCCUCUUCCCCUGUGGAAGCGGAGCUUUCAGCUGAGUGGGAGGCGAGGCAGAAACAGGAGGAAGAGGAUCGCCGAAUGGCUCUGCUCCUUCAGAAGGAGUUGGAUGAGGAGGCAAAUCGAAGGGCCACCGACAGACGCAAAGGAUCCUCUGACGCCUACUUGCUCCGCCACAAGGGAGGAGAGACCGGGGAGGCCAGAGCGUCUAACGCACCUGAAAGAGGCUCCUUCCAGAGCCCCAGAACCACCAGUCGAUCCUGCUCCUCCUCAUGCUCCUCACGUCGUUCUACUCCUCUGAAGGGUCGGAAAACUUUGCCUUCAUCCUCAUCAUCUUCAUUGUCCUCCAGGGGAGGCAGGAAACAGAUGACUCUGACGAGUAUUUUUGGGUCCUCCCCCUCCUCCUCCUCAACUGCACAGACAAACAGUUGGGAGUAAAACUGAUCUUCAGGGGGCCUUAGAGGAGUUUAUGUGGAAAAAGACUAUUUUAUGUUCGGUUUAAUUUCCGUUUGUUCUAGUGCUGCUGUCCGAUUUGGGGCGGGGCUUAUCACUUGUUUCUGUCCCGAUCAAACUGCCUUCAGAAUAAGAGCAUCUCAGGAAGAUUUGGUGGAGCUGUGCCUCUCAGCAGCGUUGUCAUGGUGACAGAAGAGUCUUCCACUCUUGAGGAGGCCACUGUACAGGUCGUGAUCUAAAUCACAGCCGGAUGUGUAGAUGUUGACUCAAAAUAAAGUUUCAAACACAGA